Molecule: messenger RNA, 2538 nt
Organism: Manihot esculenta (cassava)
Lineage: Eukaryota; Viridiplantae; Streptophyta; Magnoliopsida; Malpighiales; Euphorbiaceae
Product: probable leucine-rich repeat receptor-like protein kinase At1g68400
Exons: 3
Coding region: 259-2196 (645 amino acids)
Biological process (GO): protein phosphorylation
Molecular function (GO): ATP binding; protein kinase activity; protein binding
Source: RefSeq, a predicted model, not a curated record
ACUUCUUUAUCCAUGAUCAUGAAUAAUUCAAAACAAGCAAAAUCUAAAUGCCUGUGUUUGGUUUUAAAGCAAUGCCUGCGCUAACGCUCCUGAGCACGGAUUAAGUAAAUCCAUGACCCAAACAUUUACUCUCUCUCUCUCUCAACGGCUAGUUAUAGCUGCUGCACUCUGCGCCACCUUCUUCUAAUUCUUAUUCAGUUUUAUUUUCACACUUUUUGUUUGUUUUCUUUCCCGAGAAAAAGAAACCGAAAUUGCAAAAUGUUCCAUCACGAAGUUUCCCUCGUUUUCAUCUUCUUCUUCUUGCUGGUUUCUGGGUCUUCUUCCUCAUCUAACAGUGAUUUCUUUGCUUUGCUAUCUUUCAAAGAAUCGUUAUUACAUUCAUCACAAUUGCUUUCUUCUUGGGUUAACUCCAGCAACCCUUGCUUGGACUCGUGGUUUGGCGUCACCUGCAACCCCACAACCCACCGAGUUACCCGACUCGUCCUCGAGAAUCUCAACCUCACCGGUUCUAUUCAUCCCCUCGCUCAACUCCCCCAGCUCAGACUCCUCAGCCUCAAGAACAACCGCCUUUCUUCUUCCUCCAACCUCAACUUCUCUUCAUGGCCAAACCUCAAGCAUCUCUAUCUCUCUUACAAUCAACUCUCUGGAAAAUUCCCUUCUGGUAUAUCACGUCUCCACCGCCUUCACCGUCUCGACCUUUCUCACAAUCAUUUCUCUGGCGAUAUUCCGAUCAAUGAGAUUGCUCUGUUGCCGCACUUGCUGACACUGCGUCUAGAGGCCAACUCUUUCGCUGGGACUAUCGACUAUGCUAACCCGUUGUCUUCUUCCAUUGUAGAAUUUAAUGUAUCGGGUAACCAUCUCUCCGGCAAAAUUCCAGCAUGGUUAACACGUUUCCCCGCGAGUUCAUUCGCUGGGAACGAUCAUCUCUGCGGUGAACCGUUGAGGAUCAAAUGCUCCAAUCAGACAGUGCGGAGCCAGCCUGUAAAAUCAAGCAGCGUUACAAAGGAGAAGAGAGCGAGCAAUUGGUUGGUGUUUAUGAUCGUGGGUGUCGAUGCAGCGGCGAUUAUGGCAGUGAUCGCGACCAUAACGUGCUGUUGUUAUUAUAGGAGGAGGAGGAGAAUAAAUGGUGGGAACCACGGAGAAGUUAUCAAGAGGAAAGGUGGGUCCCAUCCCCAAAUUGGAGGUUAUUAUUACUACGGCGGCGGCGGCGGUGAGCUCAGGGAAGGCGAGGAGAUGGUAUUGUUUGAAGGGUGCAAAGGUUUUAGUGGCGUGGAUGAUCUGCUGAAAUCCUCAGCUGAGUUGUUAGGUAAGGGUUCUGUUGGGACAACUUACAAGGUGGAGAUGGAUGGCGGAGACGUGGUGGUGGUGAAAAGGGUAAGAGAGAGGAGGCGGAAGAGGGAGGUUUCCGGUUGGCUGAGAAUGGUGGGUGGGGUGAGGCACAGUAACAUAGUAAGCCUCAGAGCAUACUACAAUUCCAAGGAUGAGAUCCUUCUGGUUUAUGACCAUCUCCCAAAUGGAAGCCUACAAUUUCUGCUACACGGGAACAGAGGACCAGGAAGGACGCCAUUGGAGUGGACCACAAGGCUGAAACUAGCCUCAGAUUCUGCACAAGGCCUUGCCUUCUUGCAUGGAUACAACAAAGCAAAGCUCUUCCAUGGGAACCUCACAUCUUCAAAUAUCUUGGUUGAUCACUUGGGCAACGCCUGCAUUUCUGAGAUUUGCCUUGGCCAACUCUUGCACUCACCCCCUCCAUUCUCAAACAACUCCUGCAAAGCCCCUGAACUAGUUGCCAGUAUUGGGCAUGGACAUGGAAAAUUCACUCAGAAAUGUGAUGUGUAUAGCUUUGGGGUGAUUUUGUUAGAGAUAUUGACAGGGAAAAUGCCAACUGGGGAGGGAGAAACAAGUCUAGUGAGAUGGGUUCAGAGAGUUAGAAGAGAAGAGUGGACAUGGGAGGUGUUUGAUUUUGAGUUGUAUAGGUGUAAGGAGAUGGAAGAAGAGAUGGUGGCACUUAUGCAAGUAGCUUUACUUUGCUUGGCUCCUUUACCCAAAGAUCGUCCAAAGAUGAGUAUGGUUGUUAGGAUGAUUGAAGAUAUUAGGACUAAGGGUUCAACCCCAAAUUCCCUUCUCAAUGCUAUCUCUUCUGAUUCAUCUCCUUCUCUAUCAGAAAACACCAUUAACUUCACCACCAGCAGUUGAUUAACGGUGGCCGGUGACCAUGGCUUGGCCCAGUGUUAUCUUAGUGUUCUUGGAAUACCUGAUACUGUUCGCCAGGCGCAGGCUGGUGCUGGUCAGCUGUGGAGGCAGGAGCAUAGGUUGCAGCACCACCCAGCAACCGAAAUCUAACCUACUCGCAUAGAAAGGCUUGAUUAUGUUUAUUUGCUUGGUGGAUUGAGACAGGAUUUAGGCAAUAUAAGAUGUUUGAUGAAUUGCCAGUGAUAAAAAAUUAAUAAGCUUUUGUUUCGUCCACAUCUGAAAUAUAUUGUCGUUUUAGCAACUAAGUUUCUAUCAACUGCCCAAAAAGACAAAUGGGUUUUAGAA